This is a messenger RNA of Alosa sapidissima (American shad), 4123 nucleotides long. It is a transcript of the gene elapor1, whose product is annotated as endosome-lysosome associated apoptosis and autophagy regulator 1. NCBI's taxonomy places the organism in Eukaryota, Metazoa, Chordata, Actinopteri, Clupeiformes, Clupeidae. Gene Ontology annotation, cellular component: late endosome; lysosome; extracellular exosome. The transcript is spliced from 22 exons. The record is from RefSeq and is a predicted model, not a curated record. Gene Ontology annotation, biological process: positive regulation of vacuole organization; autophagosome assembly. The coding region runs from base 349 to 3321 and encodes 990 amino acids.
UGUGCAGUUUGGUAGCCUACAUUUAUUUAAACGAAAUACAAAAUAUAUAGCCAUAACUUGUCAAUAGCCUAGGCUAUAGCUUUGCGCCUGCUCAUGAUGCGCUAUUUGUUUAGCUACUGUCCAAAUGUCUAACGUUAUUCACAACCAAUGAGAGAGCUUCAGCCAAUUACGCGCUCAACGCAAACCGGCGAGGCAACAGAUCUACAAGACUGUAUCAGCCUGGUUUGCCAGUCAGUGAGACAAGUUCACAACUACACACUGGCUGCCAUUUGAGGAAACAUAUGGACCAUAGCUAGCGUAUUGUUUAUAUGUUUAAUAAGACAGUGUUUGUGUACGUUUUAAUAAGCAAUGUACUACCUGCUGCGACCUCUGCUUGGGUUGACACAUGUCAGAUGUGUUGUGUAUCCACUUCUGGCAAUACUUUUGGCAUUUCAGAUCGAGUCGAAAGAUUUACCCAUGUGUAAAGAGUCGGAUUACCAUUAUGAAUACACAGAGUGUGAUGUGCUGGGGUCUCGCUGGAGGGUAGGAGUGCCCAACAAACCUAACACCUGCACUAACCUCCCAGACCCUGUCAAAGGCACCCAGUGCACAUUCUCCUGCAACACGGGGGAGUUUCUGGACAUGAAGACACAGGAGUGCCAGAAGUGUGCAGCAGGGACCUACUCUCUGGGGACGGGCGUGGCCUUUGAUGAGUGGGAUAGCAUGCCCCCAGGGUUUGUCACCCAUGGCAUCAACAUGGAUGCUGGGGACGCCUACAUGAACUGCUCAAAUUCCACCUGGACACCAAAAGGGGACUUCAUUGCCUCAAACACAGACGAGUGCACAUCCACUCUGUCCUACGCCGUCAGUCUUAAGAAGCCUGGAUCUGUGACCUUCCAGUACCUCUACCCAGACAACAGCAUCUUCUUUGAGUUUUAUGUUCAGAAUGACCAGUGUCAGUCCUCUGUGGAACAAAGCCGCUGGAUGAAGACCACAGAGAAUGACUGGGACUCCCACUAUGUACAGCUGAGUCGUGGAAAUAAUGUGCUGUACUGGAGAACCACUGGCUUCUCCCUCAACGCCAACUCUGUCAAACCCAUCCUGUUGCGCAACAUCGCCAUCUCAGGUGUGGCCUACACAUCCGAGUGCUUUCCCUGUAAGGCGGGCACCUACAGCACUGAGCCAGGUGGGUCCCGAUGUGCCCCCUGCCCAGUCAACUCUUACUCGCGCAAAGGGGCCACUGCCUGCCAGGAGUGUGAGAAGGAGAAAUAUGCGGGUAUAGGCUCUGGAGAAUGCCUCACCAGACCACCAUGUAAAGAGGGUGACUACUUCUACACACAUACACCCUGUGACUCCAACAGGACGACCCAGCUGAUGUACAAGUGGAUCGAGCCCAAGAUCUGCAGUGAGACGGCCGACGGGGCAGUGCAGCUCCCUGCCUCGGGGCAGAUGAUGACCUGCCCGCCCUGCAACCCCGGCUUCUUCAUGAACAACGCCUCUACCUGCCAACCUUGCCCACAUGGCUUCUACUCCAACGGCUCAGUUUGCUCAGAGUGUUCUGCAGGGACGGAGCCGGUGGUGGGGUUUGAGUAUAAGUGGUGGAACCGGAUGCCCAGUAACAUGAAGAGUUCCGUCUACAGCAACGAAUACAGUGACUCCGAGAGAACCACAGCAUGGGAGGUGGCGGGGGAGUAUGUGUACACCACACCAGGAGACAUGGACACAGGCUUUAUGUUGCUCACUCUCACUGUCCCGGGGUACAGGUUGCCUCAUACUGUCACCACAGAUGAGAUGAACACAGAGCUGUCCAAGAUCACCUUUGUGUUUGAGACCAAGUGUACCGAUAACUGCGUUCUCUACUUCAUGGCGGGUGUGAGUGAAAGGAACAACUUUGUGGUAGAGCGCUGGAGGGGGACUAACGGGAAGCAAUCCUACUCUUACAUCAUCAAGAGCAACAGCACCGUCAGCUUCUCCUGGGGGUUCCAGCGCACCGCAGGGCCAACCACAGAAAAGCUGUAUAGUGCCGACUUUGCCAAGAUCUACGUUGUCCGCAUCACCAAUGUCAUCGGUGGUGUGGCGUCCAAGUGUCGCCACUGUGCCCUGGGGAUGUUGCAGGGUGCGGAGUCCACCUGUGUGCCCUGCCCAGCCAGCCACUACAUGGUGGAGGGCAGCGGAGUGUGUAAGGCCUGUCCCGCCAACAGCAUCAUCCGCGCAGAGCACCAGGUUGGGCCAGAGGCCUGUGUCCGCUGUGGCCCCAACACACACAGCAACAAGGCCCACUCUGCCUGUCUGAGUGACUGUAGGCUGGCUGUGAAGCAGAGGGACGGAGAGACCCUCCACUAUGACUUCUCUCCCCUGUCCAACGUUACCGCUGCCCAAAGCAGUCCACGCUUCACCACCAAGGGCCUCAAGUUCUUCCAGCAGUUCAGCAUCGGGCUGUGUGGAGAAGAGGGCAGAGCGAUGGCCACAUGUGUGGACAACAUCACAGAGAGCAGGAAGGAAUUGAGUGGUUACGUGUGCCAGUCCACCAUCGUCCCCACGGAUGUAAGGGGGCAGACAGUGGUGUCAUCCCAGCCCUUCAGCAUAGGAGACACCCUCAUAGGGAUCACCACCAAAUCAACUUUUGAUCAAAUAACCUCCCCUGAGGGUAACUUUCCUACAGAUUCCACCUUACCUGAUGUCAUAUUUUACUACAGGGGAAGUGAAACAACGCAAGCUUGUAAAAAAGGAAGGUCAACAACCAUCAGACUGCGAUGCAAUCCCUCUGUUAGAGGAAAUGACCUAAUUUCUCUUCCGAGUAAAUGUCCUGAGGGCACCUGUGAUGGCUGCUCCUUCCAUCUGCUGUGGCUCUCCAGGCACGCCUGUCCUCUUUGCUCAGAGAGACACUACAAAAAGAUUGAGAGUGCCUGCAUCCAGGGCAUCAUGAGGACUACAUACGUGUGGCAGCAGCCUCUGCACUGCUUUGGCGGGGUGACACUGCCCCCCCAGAUGGUGAGUGCGUGUGUGACAUUGGACUUCUGGCUGAAGUUUGGGGUGUCCAUUGGGAGCGUCGCCGCCCUACUGCUCAUCAGCCUCAGCUGCUACUUCUGGAAGAAGACACGCAAACUGGAGUAUAAGUAUUCUAAGCUGAUGAUGACGGCGGGAGAGAAGGAGUGUGAGCUCCCGGCGGCCGAUAGCUGCGCCAUCAUGGAGGGCGAGGACGCUGAGGAGGAUGAACUCAUCUACCUCACCAAGAAGUCCUUCUUUGGGAAGAUCAAGUCCUUCUCCAGAGAGAGGACAUCUGAUGGAUUUGACUCGGUGCCGCUCAAGUCAUCAGCAGGUCUGGAGAUGGAGAUGAGCUGAAGCUAAAGCUGGAUACUUCUCCAGGACAGGGCCAUCUUAUGCAGCCACAUGCAUUUUGGAAAUGUGCCUCUGGUGGCAGACAAAUGCAUAAUGCGCCAUCUAGUGGCCACACAUUUUUAUUACCCAUUUCCUUUUCCAAACAGAUUGUUUGAUAACAACAUUUAUUUUUAUAUGAUGGGGUUUACUGAAUGUAUCCUGGAAGGACGUGGUUCAAACAUUGAAUGCUGGCAUUUGUCAAUGUCUGUAUAUCAUAAGAAAUACAGGCCUUUCCUAAGGCACAGUAGGCUAUGGAUCAUAUCAGGUGUAGCCGAUAGGUUGGGGUGUAGGCUACUGUAAAUGCUGCAUUUGACCAUUAGCCAUUCUUGAUGUUUAAUGUAUGAAAGUUAUAGUUAUGUCAGUGCUUGGUAGUCCCAAAGGGUUAUUGGAUAUGCCCGUCAUUUAAAUCAACCUGGAGUUUUUUUAACAAUACAUUUUGCAAAUAAGCACAAAGCCCAAGCCUUUUGGAUUUAUUUUACUUCUAAAUUGUUGAAAGGUUUACAUUGUUAAAAAGUCAAUAUUAAGGGCUUAUUUUAGAAAUUUUUUUAAUUGUUUUAAUUUUUCUCAAUUUGUGUUGUGUAUUUUUCACUCGUAUAGAACAGCAGUCUAUGGUAUUGAAGAUCUGCAAAAGGAAAUCUAUGUUCAAAAUUGUAUUUAUAACUUGUACUGUUUGGUGUUGUGUUUGCUUUACAAUCUGUUUGUCUAUUGACUAUUGUCUAUUGACAACACAUUUAAUAAAUAAUAAAGUAUAUAAUUUGCUGUCCAA